UAGCACCUAAUUCGGGACCCAGAAUAGUGUAAAUUCUUGGUAGUUGGUAGUGUAUUCCUAUGGAUUCUCUGGAAAUCGUCAAGAAAACAUGCUAUUCGCCGUUAGGAGUUAAAGCAAGAGCAGCUCAAGUCGGAUACUUUGAAGACGAGUUUAUUGAUAAAUUUACAGAGCCUGUGGAAAAGUCAAAUUUCCUUAAUAUCCUUCAUGUGGUUCGAGUUAAUGCAUUUCGGAGCGUUUUGGACAAGUUCGUUGAAUCUUUUCCGGGCCAAACUGUCCAAUGUGUUAAUCUUGGCGCUGGAUUUGAUACCACGGCAUUUUGGUUGAUCCGUAAAUACAACAAUGUUGUGUGUUUUGACACUGAUUUCGAUGACCAAAUGAAGGCCAAAUCUAAGGUUAUGGUUGAAAAUGAAGUUUUCAAGGAACUUCUACCCGAUCUCAAGCUGGUAGAUGGAUUCGUUACUUCAAAUAAAUAUAAAAUUGUGCCAUUUGACUUAUCGAAUGUUAAUGAAUUUAAGAACCUUGUUGAUUCGGGACUAUCUCCAAAAUAUCCAACGUUGUAUUUGGCUGAAUUUGUCUUUUUAUACGUAAAAUCUGAAGUUGUAAAAGAGUUUGUUGACCAUUUGUAUGAUUUUUCAAGUGAAGAUUCUGCUCUUAUGCUUUCAGAAUCGGUGAGUCCAAAUUUUGAUAUCUUUUUUAGAUGUUUGUCCCCAGUGAAGUUGCAAAAUAUUACGUUAAAAUCAUCGGGGUUUGUAAUAACACAAUAUAAAGUUCAGAGUUUAGGGAGAAAAGUCUAUGGCCCAAUGGAGUAUCCAAGCGUAGAAUCACAAAUCCAAAGAUAUAGUAAGCGUUGGAAUGUUAAAAUGGUUUGCUAUAAUGAGUUCUACAACAUGAACACUUCAGAGGAGGAGAAAAAGAGAAUUAUAGAAUUGGAAGACUUUAAGAAUAUGAGAGAAUUGGGAGCCUCGUUCUCACACUUUAUGUUCGGCCUGUUAUAUAAGGAAUAUCAUAAGUUGCCUGGUGUUGUAGAGCUCUUUACUGUUAAGGAAAACUAUGAUUACGAGUCCAAGGCUCCUUACUUUAUCCCCUUCGGCGUUAACUUUGAUCCUAACACUGAAGUCGACUUUCAGUAUUUCAAAACUGUCUGCUUUGAUAAAAUCCCACGAGAUGACCCCGAAUCUCAAACCAUUGAAUACGAUACUAACUAA
Molecule: messenger RNA, 1205 nt
Organism: Theileria parva strain Muguga
Lineage: Eukaryota; Apicomplexa; Aconoidasida; Piroplasmida; Theileriidae
Product: Leucine carboxyl methyltransferase family protein
Exons: 8
Coding region: 60-1205 (381 amino acids)
Biological process (GO): methylation
Molecular function (GO): methyltransferase activity
Source: RefSeq, a predicted model, not a curated record